AUGGAGAAACCAGAUGCAAACGGAUAUGUAAAUAUAACUUGGCCUAGUAAAAACAUUCCUCAUGGCGGCAUCUUUCAUACGCGCGCCAGUGAAUACUCGACUAAUCAGCAAGAGUUUCUAAAAUUGUUGCUAGAGGAGUCAAGGCUGACUGCUGCACAGCGGCGAAAAUCCGAAUACUCUUUACGCCAAAAUGAAAUUAAAGAAACACCUCCAGUAAGGGAAAACGUGAGGUCUUUUCGACCGCGUACGUCUUGUCGUCGUUCACUUUCUGCUAUACGUGCUUCUGGUGUUUUUGAGAUAGAUUCAUAUAAACCGUUAAAUCGUGGCGAAGACCGCGACAAGCUAAAGGAAAGACUUGCAAGCGUCAUGGCUUUCGGGGAACAGGGUCUGCAACCGUCAACACUGCCUCGCCUGGUCAAACAGCCGCCUAAGCUGCCCACAAACAAAGAGAUGUGGCAUGAUCUGGUUACACAAAUUCGCGAACGGGCCGACUGGUUGGCUGAGAUGGAAAUGCUCGGAGAAGCGGAUGCACACCGGGAUAUGAUACAAGACCAAAUAGCUGAGCGCAUGCGGGCGCUCGACGCUUUGGGGAUCGACAGCGAAUGCUCUUCAGCAAGGUCCAAAGCCUCGGGGUUCAGUGUACUGGACACGGGGAGGAGAAGCGUCAGAAGCAGAGACAGCGCUCGUAAGACAGUGUGUUCCAUGCGAUCAAGCUCAUCUCAAGGAAAGAAAACUCUAAAAGAUAUACAACAGAAAAAGGGACUUGAAGAAAAUGUAACGGAAUAUCUUAGGAUUUCACCACUACAAUACACGCCCCGCCGUCGCGUUUAA
This is a messenger RNA of Parnassius mnemosyne (clouded apollo), 831 nucleotides long. The record is from the annotation of a GenBank genome assembly. NCBI's taxonomy places the organism in Eukaryota, Metazoa, Arthropoda, Insecta, Lepidoptera, Papilionidae.